Messenger RNA from Fusarium vanettenii 77-13-4, 2211 nucleotides. RefSeq lists its product as uncharacterized. The coding region runs from base 1 to 2211 and encodes 736 amino acids. The transcript has 4 exons. The record is from RefSeq and is a predicted model, not a curated record. Lineage: Eukaryota; Fungi; Ascomycota; Sordariomycetes; Hypocreales; Nectriaceae.
AUGUCCAAGGAACAUGCAGCGCUGAUCAAGGAGCUGGGACUGACAUGUCCCAGAGGCGGAGAUUUCUACGUUUGCGACAAGGCCAAGGUUCAAUUCAUCGGCUGCUGCGCUAUUGACCCCUGCGACAACGAUGGUAUCUGCCCCGAGGACCAACUCGUCCUCUCCAGCUUCACAAAGGCCAAGUACGAUAAUCUACCUCCGCAAAGCUGCGACAACAGCACCAUCACCGACGAGGAUGAAGAACCCUUGUUGACGAAACGAGCCGUGUCUAACCACCGUCUCUCACUAUCACCAACCUACACUCCCUUCCUCAGCCCCAACCCUUCAGACCCAGGUGGCAAGAGGCUCAGCCAUGCCGUGACCGCUCCCAUGGUCGAUGCAUUUAACGAUUGGCACCCGGCACCAGGGAGGCUGCACAGCCAAAAUGUUGCUUUCUGGGUUGGCUGGAUCUGGGACAUCCUCCUGACCUUGGUGCCUCUCUGCUUCAUCGCCCUCUCCAUUGUCGCCGUUUAUUUGGAUGGUCAACAACCUUCUGACUAUGGCGAGAGAGUGGUUGAACUGACCCGUCUGAGUCCAUCCAUCUACCCGAUUCUCUUUGCAGCUAUUGCGAGCCGCUUCUACAAGAAUGUCUCUCGUUGGUGUCUAGAGAGACCUGACGGUAUUGGCCUUGCUGCCCUGGAGCAAAUCUUUGGAAGUCGAAGCUUUGCUGCUGCCAUCGAAGGAGUCUUUUUCAUUCGCACUCAACUCUCCGUCGGACUUAUUAUCCUCUUCACUUGGGCCAUGUCUCCCCUUGGAGGUCAGAGCGCCUCUAGACUUCUCUCUGUUGGCAACAGCGCCGUCGCAACAAACGUCAGCGUCUACUUUUCCGACCCAAGCUACCAGGUUUCAUACUACCCGUCCUCGUUGACACAAGAGGACAACAGUGCGAGUAUCACUGCUUUGUACUCGGCCACUCUUCUCUCCUCUCAGGAGCAAAAGAGGUCUUCUAGGGAUCUUUGGAACUUGCCCAAGAUUCCUCAGUGGUCAAAGAGCAAGAAGCAAGGAGAGUGGUACGAGGUAAACGAGGAUGCUCUGAGCGCCGACGCCAACUCCUAUAUUUCUCUCCUGGGUAUCAAGGUCCAGGGUCUUUCGGGCGUCAGUGGCGAGACAAGAUUCAACUUUACCGCUCAGACGUCCUACGCCGACUUUGAGUGCGCUCAUACCAGGAAUAUCAAAGUUGAUACACUCGCGCAUGCCGAAUAUCCAACUCAACACUUUGGUACCACCGUCUGGGUCGAGGGAGGAAAGAAUUCGAGUAGCAGCACCGAUCCGUCAGCCCUCUCUCUGUCAUACAUCAGCUAUGGCCUGUCCAACGAGGAUUCUGGAAACCCAAUCUGGGCCAUCAUCAACUGCACCAUGCAGACCGUUACGGUAGAGACGGAGCUCCGCUGUGGCCCAAGCCCCUCGGCGACUAGCUGCUCCGCGUUCCGUCAACGUCGUGUCAAUGGACAUACGUCCUCUAACCGUCCUCCAUCGAUCCUGUUUCGGAACAACAAUGCAGUAGACAGUGCCAAUGCUGUCCAGCAGGUUCUCAAGUUCUGGCCCACGUCAUCCGGAGAAGUCCUCAUCGGUGCGGCAUCCCCGACAGAGAACUACAUCAUGGGCGAGUUGCACCCGUUUGCAGGUCAGAAGCCUAGAAGAUGGGCUGGUAAUGACCUGGAUGUCUUCCCUGACGAGUUCUCGAGACGGUUCACCACAGCUUUCAACACUUUCUGGGAUGCUACGUUGAAUCCUCUCACUCACACCAACGUCUCCUUUGGUGAACUUCCUGAAACCAACGUCUUGUCUUUUGACGAGCCCAGCGCUCAGCCAUUCAUGAACUCGACGAUUGGAGAAAGGAUCGUCUCCCACCGGCUUCUGGCCAUCCUGGGACUUGCCCUCCAGUUCUUCAUCCGCGGACCCGAUAUUCUAGGAUUCGCCAGCACCAUGACGAGAGAUAACCCAUACGUGCCUGUUGCCCCUGGUGGAUCCAACCUCGACGGUCCAGACAGAGCAAGGAUGCUUCGGGAUCUUCGACUACAGCUGGCAGAUGUGCGUCCUGAUGAUGCAAAUGGAUACAUCGCGGUUAGAGCAGUUCCCUCGGUGGUAUCUCAGGAGGAUGUAAGAGGAAUAACAAAGCAAGAACGCAAAGCAGCAAUCAGACCACUGGACCAGAGGAAGUUGUAUACUUGA